ACGUGUGGGUCGAUCGCCUUCCUCGGUCCAACGGGAGUCGUCCGUCCCCUGCUACCCUAAUAAAUCUGGAGCUUCUCACGAGAUUGUUUGCCCCACAAAUCUUAGAAAAAAAGAGGAGGAAUAGAAGAAGAACGCCGAUCGAGGUCGGCGCUUUUAUCUCUUCAGUCGCCAUUUUUUCAGAUCGGGAUCGUGCAAAAUCCUUCUAGAAUUGAUUCUGGGAUAUGGCAGGAGGAUUCAGAGUGCUCCAUCUUGUUAGGCCAUUUUUGGCUUUCCUGCCUGAAGUUCAAAGUGCUGAUCGAAAAAUUCCAUUUAGAGAAAAGGUCAUCUACACUGUUAUCUCUCUCUUUAUCUUUCUCGUUUGCAGUCAACUUCCACUUUAUGGCAUCCAUUCAACCACUGGAGCCGAUCCUUUUUACUGGAUGCGUGUUAUUCUUGCCUCAAAUCGUGGAACUGUUAUGGAGCUUGGAAUUACUCCAAUAGUGACUUCUGGGUUGGUGAUGCAACUGCUGGUUGGUUCCAAGAUCAUUGAAGUCGAUAACAGUGUUCGAGAGGAUCGUGCUCUUUUAAAUGGUGCGCAAAAGUUACUUGGUAUUCUAAUUGCCAUUGGAGAGGCAGUUGCAUAUGUUCUAUCUGGAAUGUAUGGCAGUGUCAGUCAACUUGGGACUGGGAAUGCUAUUCUCAUUAUCCUUCAACUUUUCUUUGCUGGCAUCAUUGUCAUCUGUUUGGAUGAACUUUUGCAGAAAGGAUAUGGUCUUGGAUCUGGUAUUUCUUUGUUCAUAGCUACCAAUAUCUGUGAAAAUAUAAUUUGGAAAGCAUUUAGCCCGACAACCAUCAAUAGUGGGCGUGGUGCUGAAUUUGAAGGUGCUGUUAUUGCCCUAUUCCAUCUACUGAUUACCCGAACAGACAAAGUUCGUGCCCUUCGCGAGGCUUUCUAUCGUCAGAAUCUUCCAAAUGUGACCAACUUACUCGCUACAGUAUUGGUUUUUUUAAUUGUCAUUUAUUUCCAAGGUUUCCGGGUUGUGUUGCCUGUGAGGUCGAAGAAUGCUCGAGGGCAGCAAGGCUCUUACCCUAUCAAGUUGUUCUACACCUCCAAUAUGCCCAUCAUCUUGCAGUCUGCUCUUGUCUCAAACCUUUACUUCAUCUCCCAGUUGUUAUACAGGAGGUACAGUGGAAAUUUCCUCGUCAACCUGCUGGGUAAGUGGAAAGAAUCAGAGUAUUCUGGUCAAUCCAUUCCUGUUGGCGGUUUAGCUUACUACAUCACUGCUCCAUCAAGCUUGGCGGAUAUGGCAGCGAAUCCAUUUCAUGCACUUUUCUAUAUAGUCUUCAUGCUCUCAGCUUGUGCACUUUUCUCCAAAACUUGGAUAGAAGUUUCUGGAUCCUCUGCAAGGGAUGUAGCCAAGCAACUUAAGGAACAACAAAUGGUUAUGCCGGGUCAUCGCGAGUCCAAUUUACAGAAGGAACUGAACCGCUACAUCCCUACUGCUGCAGCAUUUGGUGGCGUGUGCAUUGGUGCACUGACAGUUCUAGCAGAUUUCAUGGGUGCAAUUGGUUCGGGGACUGGAAUCCUUCUUGCUGUUACGAUCAUAUAUCAAUACUUUGAGACCUUUGAGAAGGAGAGAGCUAGUGAGCUCGGGUUCUUUGGCCUGUGAUCUUGUAGUUCUAAUGAAAUGCUCGUUUAAACUGAAACCGUUGUUAGUGAAUCUUAAUUGAGUUCCAUGCUUAAAUGUAAGCUAUUUCUGAAACUUUCUUUGGCAAAGGCUAUGUAAGAUCUACUCUAGUCUAGUCAGGUAUGUGUACACUAACGACAGUUGGCCCCGUUCUAAAUUGUAUUUAUACCUUAACUUCUAA
Molecule: messenger RNA, 1848 nt
Organism: Zingiber officinale
Lineage: Eukaryota; Viridiplantae; Streptophyta; Magnoliopsida; Zingiberales; Zingiberaceae
Product: protein transport protein Sec61 subunit alpha-like
Exons: 7
Coding region: 222-1649 (475 amino acids)
Biological process (GO): post-translational protein targeting to membrane, translocation; SRP-dependent cotranslational protein targeting to membrane, translocation
Cellular component (GO): membrane; Sec61 translocon complex
Molecular function (GO): signal sequence receptor activity; transmembrane protein transporter activity; ribosome binding
Source: RefSeq, a predicted model, not a curated record